Messenger RNA from Oncorhynchus gorbuscha (pink salmon), 3006 nucleotides. Its product is annotated as gastrula zinc finger protein XlCGF17.1-like. Gene Ontology annotation, biological process: regulation of transcription by RNA polymerase II. Bases 598 to 1713 code for a protein of 371 amino acids. Gene Ontology annotation, molecular function: DNA-binding transcription factor activity; RNA polymerase II cis-regulatory region sequence-specific DNA binding. Lineage: Eukaryota; Metazoa; Chordata; Actinopteri; Salmoniformes; Salmonidae. The transcript is spliced from 5 exons. The record is from RefSeq and is a predicted model, not a curated record.
AAUGCGCGUCCCCGACAGCGGAAGUUGCAGACAGAGCUCGUGGUCUGGUGAACCGGUGGAAAAAAGAUAACGGUGGUGGAGCGGAAAAAAUGCUUUUACGUGGAAUAAAAUAGCUAUAUGUAUGUAUCUCGAGUUCUUCUUCCCCAAUAUUCAAAGAUCCCUCUAUCUGCCGACCUCUCUUUGUGACUAGAACUGCCUGAACAGCGAGAGUGUGUGUGUUUCGGACCAGGGUGACUGUGUGUGAAGAAUACACUCUGUGUUUGUGAGGCCCUGUAGGUGACACCUCCAGACCCCAGAGUGAGGAUUGUGUGUGACAAUGGGGGACAUCAGUGAUCUGGACAGACGGAUAGAACAACUUAAGCGUUGUGAACUCAUCAAGGAAAAUGAAGUCAAAGCACUGUGUGCCAAGUCCAGAAUCUCCCUGUAACACAGAGGGUGGAUUCUCCAGUUACUACCGACUCAGAUUAAGUCUGAGGCCGGUAACAUCAACAGUGAGGACAAACCCAGCCUGCCUCUCCUUCCACACUGAGUAGAAACCUACAGUCACUGGGUCCUGAUUGUGACAGUGGAGCCCAGUUUGCCUUGCAGGAUCCAGAGAUGGCAUCAGUGAAGCUGGAAGACUGCAGUCAAACACUGGAGCUGAAUGUCAACAUUAAAGAUGAAGAGGAGGAGAACAUUAGGACAACUGUUAGUCAUGGAGACCAUGUUGAGACAUUCUCUACAUCCAGAGAGCAACAGCAGGAAGAUCAUAGAGCUAAGAGGUCUCAUCACUGCCCACAUUGUGAAAAGAUUUUCCCAUUUCUAUCAAAGCUAAAAAUACACCUAAAAAUACACACAGGAGAGAAGCCUUACUCCUGCUCUGACUGUGGAAAAUGCUUCAAAACAUCAACGGUGCUAAAACUUCAUCAGAGAACACACACAGGAGAGAAAUCUUUCUUCUGCCCUGACUGUGGAACGAGUUUCUCUCAAAUUUCCCACUUAAAAUCACAUGAACGUAUACAUACAGGGGAGAAGCCUUACUCCUGCUCUGACUGUGGGAAAUGUUUUAAAACAUCAAAUGACCUAAAAGCUCAUCAGAGAACACACACAGGAGAGAAGCCUUUCUUCUGCCCUGACUGUGGAACGAGUUUCUCUCAAAUUUCCCACUUAAAAGCACAUGAACGUAUACAUACAGGUGAAAAGCCUUAUGUCUGCUCUGACUGUGGGGCGAGUUUCUCUCAUCUGGGCACCUUAAAAACACACCAACGUAUACACACAGGAGAGAAGCCUUACUCCUGCUCUGACUGUGGAAAAUGCUGCACAACAUCAACUGAUCUAAAAGUUCACCAGAGAACACACACAGGAGAGAAGCCUUAUUUCUGCUCUGACUGUGGGGCGAGUUUCUCUCAUCUGGGCACCUUAAAAACACACCAACGUAUACACACAGGAGAGAAGCCUUACUCCUGCUCUGACUGUGGAAAAUGCUUCACAACAUCAACUGAUCUAAAAGUUCAUCAGAGAACACACACAGGAGAGAAGCCUUAUUAUUGCUCUGACUGUGGAAAAUGUUUUAAAACAUCAAAAGAGCUAAAAGUUCACCAGAGAACACACACAGGAGAGAAGCCUUUCUUCUGCCCUGACUGUGUAAAAUGUUUUAAAACAUCAACUCAGCUCAAAGUUCAUCAGAGAACACACACAGGAGAUAAGCCUUACGUCUGCUCUGACUGGAACUAGUUUCUUGGAACUUUCCAACUUAAAAUCACAUGAACAUUUAUCUAUGAAUUUCAUAUUACUGGGCAGGGGCUCAGCCAUGGGUGGGACUUGGGAGGGCAUAUAGGCCCACUUGGGAGCCAGGCCCAGCCAAUAAGAAUUAGUUUUUCCCCACAAAGGUCUUGAUUACAGACAGAAAUACUACUCAGCCCCCUCAGACAAUCCUGCGGGUGAAGAGGUCCUGGGCUGCCGUGGUUACAUGUGCUCUGCAGUUGUGAGGCCUGUUGGAUGUACUGCCAAAUUCUCUAAAAGGACGUUAGAGGUGGCUUAUGGGAGAGAGAUAAAUAUUGAAUUCUCUCCUGCAGUCAUCAUGACAAUUGCACAUUCCCUGAACUUGGGACAUCUGUGACAUUAUGUUGUGUGACCUUUUAAUGUCCCCCCAGCACAAGGUGCACCUGUGUAAUGAUAAUGCUGUUUUAUCAGCAUCUUGAUAUGCCACACAUGUCAGGUGGAUGGAUUAUCUUGACAAAGGCUGAAAUGCUCACGAACAGGGAUAUAAACAAAGUUGUUCACAACAUUUGAGAGAAAGUAGCUUUUUCUGCACAUGGAACAUUGCUGGAGUGUUUUAAUUCAUCUCAUGAACCAACACUUACAUGUUUUAGUUUAUAUUUUAGUUCAGUUUACAUUGGUAGGCCAAUAUAAUGUAACUUAACAUACUAAAUGGAGUGGCACGGAUGUUUUUGUAAUACAGAAUAAGUUUUGCUCAGAGACCAGGUUGUCCCUCUGCAGUAUUCUGUGGGAAUGAGCUAGUAGACACUAAUUUAAAAAUGUGUUGAACCUUUAACUAGGCAAGUCCAUUAAGAACAAAUUCUUUUUUACAAUGAUGGCCUAGGAACAGUGGGUUAACUGCUUUGUUCAGAGGCAGAAUAACAGAUUUUUACCUUGUCUGCUCGGGGAUUCGAUCUAGCAACCUUUUGGUUACUGGCCCGACGCUCUAACCACUAUGCUACCUACCGCCCCUAACAUGUAUCAGAUAGAGAUGGUGUGAUGAUCACUUUUCACCAUUAGUUUGGGGGGAUGAUUUUACAACUGUAUUUAAUGAUACACAGUUUAUGAAAUGAAUACAUGUUUAUUAAUAAUCUUUAAAACUAGAUUAGUUAUUUUAGUUACUGAUCAUGAUUGUGUUGGAUAACUGCAUUGAAGCAAACUUUAUUGAUCUGCCAAUGAAAAAAAAAGUUACAUGAAUAUGUACUGGUCAACCUCCUCUUCUCUUUAGUAUUCAGUUCUUCAUAUUAGAUCUGACAGUAUGAAUGGUUC